Messenger RNA from Linum tenue, 1311 nucleotides. Lineage: Eukaryota; Viridiplantae; Streptophyta; Magnoliopsida; Malpighiales; Linaceae. The record is from the annotation of a GenBank genome assembly.
GAAAUAAAUGUAAGCCACACCCACAAGUUGGACAGAUGCUGUCCCAACCACCAAUCCUCUGACUUCCCUUUAUCCACAACCUCUGGCAAUCCAACUCCAACCAAUGCAAUCAAAUUAAAGGUGGGGAAAUCGAAAGGAGAAAAAGAAGUGAAAUUUGAGGACAGAAUCUAUAAGAUCUCUUGGCAUAUGGCAAAAAUAAAAAGACACAGUGGAUUAAUAUAUAAUAUUCCAGAGCAACAUUAUAGCAUCAGAGUCAGCCACUCAUUAACAAAUAAGCAAAGACAAAAUCAUUUAUAGGGUUCUUUGCUUCCUUCUUCUUCUUCUUCUUCUUCUUCUUCUUGUUGGCUGAAAUGGCUACUUUGGUGAAGCUUGUUCAGCCACCAUGUCCAAAGGGUUUUACCCGCCAGCCAUGGCAGCAGCAGCAGCAGCAGCAGCAGGCCAAGUUUUGUGAGUUGCAGAGGUUCAGGCUGAUAAACCCUAUGAAAGCUGCAGCACAAAGCUCAUCUCCUUCAUCUGUGAAAGUUUCUCAAAUCAAGGAGAAUCUUUAUCAAGCACUCCAGGGGAUUAACAGAGGGAUAUUUGGGACAACAUCUGGGAAGAAGUCUGAGAUUCAGGAGCUGGUGGAGCAGCUGGAAUCCCAGAACCCAACUCCAGAUCCCACUCUCAAUCUUCACAAGGUGGAUGGAUGUUGGAAGCUUAUAUACAGCACAAUCAGCAUAAUGGGUGCAAAGAGAACAAAACUAGGGUUGAGAGAUUUCAUCACCUUGGGUGACCUCUUCCAGAUCAUUAAUGUUGCCGAGAGAGUUACAAUUACAUACAGAGAAUCAACCAUAACACCUGACCAGCUGAUGAAUGUGUUCCAGAAGAACUAUGACCUCCUUCUCAGCAUCUUCAACCCCGAGGGCUGGCUCGAGCUAACAUAUGUUGAUGAUGAGAUGAGGAUAGGAAGGGAUCAAAAGGGCAAUAUCUUUGUCUUGGAGAGAUCUGAAGAACGAAUUGAUUUGUAACACUGGUUUUGCUUAGCAAGUUGGAUCUCCAUUCAUGGCUAAUUUUCAGAAGGUUAUACAUUACAAUAGACACAUAUUACAUUGAUGUCCACUCAUUUGUAUAGAACAUUUUUGUUGUUCAAUGGAAUGGAAGCUAUUGUUGCUGAGCUCUUACUGCAUUGAUGCUUGGAAAGACUUGUAUAUUGAUUAUGUGUGAAAGAACUCCUUUGAGAAACAUUUGAGUAUUUGAGCAGCUUAUCAGUCCAAGGGUUCAUUUUGUAAGGUUAUAGAAUUUUAGAGACCAAAAUGGGACCAAGGGUUAACG